Molecule: messenger RNA, 3199 nt
Organism: Microbotryum saponariae
Lineage: Eukaryota; Fungi; Basidiomycota; Microbotryomycetes; Microbotryales; Microbotryaceae
Source: the annotation of a GenBank genome assembly
AUGGACUCGUCAGCGAACGCAGCGCUGCAAGCAACGUCGGAUACAUGUCGCUACGCACUGCACCUCUCCACCGCGAGCUCGACCUGCUCGAGUACAAACUGGAGCUCUUCGUCGGAUCGUCUUCAGGCCGUACAAGCCGAAAUACUCGCCUACGUCCACACCCUAACGCACAACUACAUCUGGCACAAACAACCCUUCCACCUCGAGCCCCAAAUCAAACCAGGGACCUCGUCCUCCCCCCUCUCGACGCUGUCCGGCUCAAGCGACGUCACGGAUGCGAUCGAUGACGAGUGGUUCCUCGUAUGGAUACUACGACAAGUAUCCCUCAAAUUACCCCAGGUCGUGGUUCAAGUCGAGGAUGAUGAUGGGCAGUUCCUGUUGAUCGAAGCCGCGCAGGUCUUGCCCAAAUGGAUCACACCGGAUAAUGCCUUGAACAGGGUCAGUCUCCACAGUGUUUAGCUGACGUGCAGACACCCCAACUGACCUCUGACUCUUCUUUGCAGGUCUGGAUCCAUCAAGGUCGCUUGCAUCUCGUACCCUUGCAACACACCUCGUCGAUCCCGUUCGAUCCCAAGGCUACACCCUCCUUGGAAGACGAUCCUGAAUCUCAAGCCUUCAUCGACCACAUCACCGCCAUCGAAUUGGUCCAGGAUCCCAACGUCGAUACUCUAGCUCCAAAGGAGGUCGAAGAGGUUGUUUGGGCAAGGAUAGAAGGGUAGGUAUUGCGAAUAGCUUACGAUCGGGACUGUUGAGAGCACGGGAGAACUGAAUCUGCCAUGCUCUUUUGUUUUUUUGAUCCCAGCUACCCGGACAAGGUUCAACAACACUUGCACAAGUCACUCGCGUACCUACCCCUUGAUAUUGUUCUCGCAUUGGAGGAUUCACCGUCUUUGAUUGCGGAAGCCGUAGCGGCUUUCUACGAAAGGGAACCCGACACGCUCAAGGUGAGCUCUCCUUCCCCGAUCGGAAGGAACAGGACGUACGUCAGCUGAAUCCUCUCCCCUUCCCUUAGCCAUGCAACACCAUGCACCGAUUUCCACCGACCUCACCCACUCAAGCAUUCCUCGAAAGCGCCCCUACCGAAGCGCCCACCUCUGUCACCACCUCACUCCCCUCCACAACCCUCUACUCGACAACACUGACUAGACCUCUCUAUUCGCAAUUGGUGAUGCAGAGGUUCUUCCCUCCCAAACCUUUUGACAAGGUCGGUUGGGAGAAGGAACCUUUCUUCGGGGAGGGGGAUAAGAGGUGGAGGAACGUGGGGAUGAAGAUUGUAAGUGCCUUUCAAAGGUGUGGAUGGUGGAAAGAGAAAAGGCAACUGAUUCGGUCUGCAUUUGAUCCUCAUCCCCCAGGCAUGUGGUUUCGAAAUGCUCUACGCCUCUUCCUCCAAACACAACCCGAUCACAACCCCCACCCCCGAACCACCUACUCCCUCGGACCGAACAUAUCAAAUCUACCUCACCUCGCUCCAAUCCCAAGGGUUCUUCCACCCCCAUCCACCGGGGAGUGAGGAAUACGAACUACUUGAAUCCCAAGCUCGACAAGCUUAUUCACGAGCCAAAAGAACGUCUUCUCCCUCCUUCGAUUCCGAGAUUUCGGACUUUGGCACUUGCUUCGCCCAACGCGUUGAAGAAGCCAUCUCACGUACUCGAUCGAAAAUACAACGCUUCGGAUCGUCCCGGAUCGAAAAGAAGGUUCUUCGUAAGCGCGUUGAGGAGGAUGUUGUGCGAGAUUGGGGAUUGGAAGAUAGUGAGCAUUGGUUGGGGUUGGAUCAGGAUGGAUUGGAGGAGUUGUUGAGAGGUAAAGGAGGCUUUGAGGGGGAGGAUGAAGAGAUGUUUGGAUCGUUUGAUGAUGAAGACGACGACGAGGAGGAGGAAGAUGGGGAAAGGGAGGAGGGUAAGAUGAAGGUCGAUUUUGAAGAGGUGUCGAUGGAUAAGGAGGAACAGAGAAGGGCGAAGAAGGCGGCGAGGAAGUUGGGGAGGAUGGCGGGACAGGUGGAGAAGUUUCUGGAGGGCAAGGGGUCCGUCCAAGGGGCGACUUUUGAGGAUGAGCAAUCGGAUGAGGACGAUGGGGAGCAUGAGGAUGACGAAGAUGGCGAGGGAGAAGAGGUGGUUAUGAGUGAGGAAGAGAAGAAGAGGAGGUUGGCGAGCUUGGUCAAGGGCUUGGAGGAGAGUGAAUGGGGGGCCAAGACGAUCGAAGAAGAGACACCUUCGAAGGCUGAGGAAGAAUCAAAGGCGAAGGACACUAUCGACGUCCCACCGAAGACCAAUGCAGCCCGAGCACCUCAAUUGACGCGCAACAAAUACGACGGCGCUUCCGAGUCCGACGAUUCCUCCGACGACGAAGAGGAAGGGCAAGAAGGCCUGGGAGGAUCUUUACCGGGUAUGAAUGAGGAUUUGACGGGGAGGGAAGGAGAACAAGGAGAGGAUGCCCCAGCGGUCGAGAUGGAUAUGGAGGAGGAGAUAGACGAGUUUCUCAAGUUCGCGACGGAGACGUUGGGGCUAACUCCGGAGCAGUACGAGGAUAUCCUCAAGGAACGAAAGGGGAGGGGAGGUGAGUGAGACAGAGAAGGUAUGAGGUCCGCGCCAUGACGUGUUAUUGACCUCUUGCCUUUGCUGUCUGUCAUCUCUCAGCCUUCGUCCCAGGGCCGAGUAAAGCCAAAAAAGUCAACCUCAUUCCUUCAUUGCCCGAAGAAGCCUCCUCCAUCUCGAAAGACGGCGCCUCAAAGACCAAAGCGCCCAAACCGACUGUUCCGAACCCACCUUUACGCAAUCCGAACUUAAGCAACUUUGACGCCCUGAUGCAACAAAUGGAUUCCGAACUCGCCAAAGUCAAACGACAGACACACACCGAGCCUUCAAAAUCGUCGGCACCCAAGACGAAAUCGACGCCCAAACCCAAACCUGGUCGUACCACUUCAAAGGAGAAGGACUCUUCACGCAUUGUCAUCGAUUCGGACUCUGACAUGGAUUCCGAAGACGACGUAGGCGAGAUGGACGCCGAACUCGCAACACUCUUCCACCAAAUGAGCGGGACCGACGCCGAACGUGACCCAGGUCCCCUGGAUUUGAACUUGGUGAAGAACUUCCUGGAGAGUUUCCAGAAUCAAGGUGGGUUUGCGGGGCCGGCGGGUACGUUGAGUGGGAGAUUGGGGUACCAGUUGCCGAGGAAGAUGAAGGAUGAUGAUGCGGAAGUUUGA